Messenger RNA from Hemibagrus wyckioides, 1659 nucleotides. RefSeq names its product thyrotropin-releasing hormone (gene trh). Gene Ontology annotation, cellular component: extracellular region. NCBI's taxonomy places the organism in Eukaryota, Metazoa, Chordata, Actinopteri, Siluriformes, Bagridae. The record is from RefSeq and is a predicted model, not a curated record. Gene Ontology annotation, biological process: hormone-mediated signaling pathway. The coding region runs from base 176 to 910 and encodes 244 amino acids. The transcript is spliced from 3 exons. Gene Ontology annotation, molecular function: thyrotropin-releasing hormone activity.
CGGGGGCGCGAGCGCUUAUAUAAGCCAAACUUUAAAGAUGCACACCGUUAAUCCCGGCCUUGCAGGUCAGAAGAAGGAGCAGAGAAGAUUAAAACAACUUUUUUUUUAACCCAAGAUAAAGAGUUUUUACGCAUAAGGCAACAGCUUUGUACAGAACAGCGAAUCCAAAGUUGCAAUGAGGGCGGUGUGUCUCCUCAUCCUCGUCUCAUUAGCGGUGUUCAGCAUUCAGUGCCAAAAUGUCCCGAGUGACUCUGGUGGAGAAAAUCCGACUCUGGAAGAGGUGUUACAGCGAGCCGAGGGUCAGCUCCUGCGCUCCAUCCUCCAAAAACAAGAGGACGACGAGAGCGCAAACGAUCUGUUUCCAGAGCAGGCAGAAUGGUUGGUAAAAAGGCAACACCCGGGCAAGCGGCAGCAUCCUGGAAAGCGCGAGGAAGACGAUUAUGAAGAGGAGUACGCGGAGCUUCAAAAGCGUCAGCAUCCCGGGAAGCGCGAAGACGAGUCGGACUUGUUCGUGGAGCUCCAACGACGGCAACAUCCGGGCAGGCGCUCAGAAAUGGAAGGUCAGACAUCGCUACAAAACGACCUGCUGAACGGGUUCUCCAAGAGGCAGCACCCAGGGAAGCGGUACGAAGGGUAUGACAAGCGCCAGCAUCCCGGCAAGCGCGAGGCGGAGGAGGGCGCAGCGAGCGCGGUGGACUCGUGGGAAGUGGACAAACGGCAACAUCCUGGGAAAAGGUUCUGGGACCUUUUGGAAGUGUCCACUGGGAGUCCCUGUGAUGUGCCGGGCUGCAGGAAAGCCAGUCUGCUGCUCCAGUUGCUCAAUGAAGUGAAGCAAAGCCGCGCAAACGAGAAGAGGCAGCAUCCCGGCAAGCGGCUGACGGCGCAGGAAGAGCUGGAGGAGAUGCAAUAGGCAACACGUGCACUGUGACAAGAAAUGGUACACUUACUAGAAAGAAUAAUUCAUUCACAUCGGCACAUGGGUACAUUUUUUUCCUCCACUUUUGCCCUUACUGCCCUUACGCCACAUGAGAUAUAUGCCAUAGAUGUUUGGCGUAUAUCAUAAGUAUCACAUUGUGGUUUUGUUUAACUACAAAACUUUUUAAUUUAUUAAAUAUGUCUUUCAGAUGAGAUAAUGGUAAAGUAAUUUCACAAGUUAAUUCAAAACAAACACGUAGUAACGUUUUGCGUAAAGGUGUCCCUAUUACGCACAACUAGUCUCUAUUGCAGCUUCUUCUUUUGCUGGAAAUCUCUAACGGCGCAUUACAGACUUUUCUCUCUCAACUUUAGCCAAAGAGCAUAGCAGUAGUAAUUGGCCACCUUCAGCAGCUCGGCUACACCACGCAUAUAUCUCGCAUAUAGUAAACUAAACUACUGUGAUAUGUCAUGUGGCCACGCAAGGCUCAAACUGCACCACUUCCCGCUUCUCCCCCUCCACCAGUCCUUGUGUUAGUAAUGUAUACCUUAUGUAAAAUUCGAGCGAAUAUACCCUUGCAAGACGGAGUCGUCGAGUUAUUUUUCUACACUAUACGCCUGCAUGAGUUGGAGAGCUUGUCAAUCAAUCUGUAAAUUAUUUUUGGUUCCAUGGAUAUAUACAGCGCACAUGUAAAUUGCAGUUAUUGCUGUACAAUAAAAUGCUUUCGAUGCGAACGACUGGAAGCG